CUGUAAACGGAAAACGGCCUACUCAGAAAUUCCCAGCAUCCCAAUCGUGUCCGCCUCCACUCCACUAGAUCACCGACCACCGUGGUCCUGCCCGCCCACAGAGCACACGGUACGCACUGCGCCGCCUAGGCCGAUACCAGAAGCCAUCUCCUGCUCCCCACGUCUCCACUCCGGCGAGAAAUGCGGCGCCCUUCGGUUCAAGAUGGGCUGACGCGGCAGCUCGGAUCGGUGGCAUCGACUCGGCAGUAAGACUGCCCGCGGAUUCGUCGGCGGGAGCCCGCGGAUUUCCAGCUUGUCGUUGUGCAGGCAGGUGGGGAAUUUUUUCUAACCUACUUUGGACUUUGAAGGGAAAACAGAAGAGGGGGUACCUGCUCAGCAGAAAGUGGUCGCAAGUAGGCAAACUGUAAAACAUGGGGAUGUGGCAUCUAUCCUAAGAUGGCCGUCAUCAUCUAAGAGUGAGGAUCAGGAGAAGGGCGUGACAAGAAGAUGCUGAAGAAACUGAUAUCGAAGACCAAGAGCAAGAAGAAGAAGGAGGCUGCCUCUUCUUCCCUCCCCACCUUGGAUCGACUACAUGAGACCCUAGAAAUGCUGGAGAAGAAAGAGCGUUUGCUUCAGAAAAAGUCUUCCGCGGAAAUAGAAAAGGCUAAGGACUAUACAAAGGCAAAGAAUAAGAAUGCUGCAAUUCAGUGUUUAAAGAAAAAGAAGUUGUAUGAGACACAGAUUGAGCAGCUAUCAAAUUUUCAGUUGCGAGUUCAUGAUCAGAUUAUAAUGCUUGAAAAUGCGAAGGCAACAACUGACACUGUUGAUGCUUUGCGCUCUGGGUCAUCUGCUGUCAAAGCUAUUCAACAGUCCCUGAGUAUUGAUGACAUUGAGAAUGCAAUCGAAGAGGCGAACGAGCAUACGGAAAAUAUGAAACAGAUACAGGAUGCACUUGCUACACCAUUCGGUGCUUCGGCUGAAUUCGACGAGGACGAGUUGGAGGCAGAACUGGAAGACCUCGAGGAGGAAGAACUGGACCUGGAGCUGCCUGAACCGCCGCGGGGGACACACGUGGCACCAUCAACGUCGGCUGCGACUUCUCGACCGGCGGCUAGCGAUUUCGCUGAACUGACCAAACUUCAAGCAGAGAUGGCGCUUUAGGGAUCUGCUAUAAAAAUACUGCGCGGCUAGCGAUUUCGCUGAGCUGACCAAACUUCGAGCAAAGUUGGCGCUUUAGGGAUCUGCUGUAAAAAUACUGCGGUUUGGAGGGAAUGCUGUCAUUGAAACCUCAGAGGCUCACUGCCAUCAUUGCGGCGUGCAUGUAAAAUUCAGGCUAUGUUGUAAGAGCAUCCACCCCUGUUAAUUUCCUGCAUGAUGUUUGGCCUC
Molecule: messenger RNA, 1365 nt
Organism: Triticum aestivum (bread wheat)
Lineage: Eukaryota; Viridiplantae; Streptophyta; Magnoliopsida; Poales; Poaceae
Product: vacuolar protein sorting-associated protein 32 homolog 2
Exons: 9
Coding region: 487-1140 (217 amino acids)
Biological process (GO): vesicle budding from membrane; late endosome to vacuole transport via multivesicular body sorting pathway
Cellular component (GO): cytoplasmic side of plasma membrane; multivesicular body; ESCRT III complex
Source: RefSeq, a predicted model, not a curated record